Talaromyces rugulosus is the source of this 2220-nucleotide messenger RNA. RefSeq lists its product as uncharacterized. The transcript is spliced from 4 exons. Gene Ontology annotation, biological process: intra-Golgi vesicle-mediated transport; endoplasmic reticulum to Golgi vesicle-mediated transport; endocytosis. The coding region runs from base 1 to 2220 and encodes 739 amino acids. The record is from RefSeq and is a predicted model, not a curated record. Lineage: Eukaryota; Fungi; Ascomycota; Eurotiomycetes; Eurotiales; Trichocomaceae. Gene Ontology annotation, cellular component: Golgi apparatus. Gene Ontology annotation, molecular function: GTPase activator activity; protein binding.
AUGACUUCGGUGAUCAACAAGCGCCAGCAGGCGCGCAACGAGAGGGCCCUGCAGGAGCUCAUCCGCUCCGUGCCCGGAAACGAUCGAUGUGCCGAUUGCCAGACGAGAAACCCAGGAUGGGCCAGCUGGAACCUGGGCGCUUUCCUCUGUAUGCGGUGCGGGUCGCUGCAUCGGAAGAUGGGCACGCAUAUCUCAAAGGUCAAAUCCUUGAGUAUGGACAGCUGGACGAGCGACCAAGUCGAGAAUAUGAGACGAAGGGGUAACGAUGCUGUCAACAAAGAAUACAACCCCAAAGGCAUCAAGCCCGCCAUACCCAUCGACGCCGACGAAGCCGAUUCGGUAAUGGAGCGAUUUAUCCGGCAAAAGUACGAACACCGCAUCCUAGAAGACGGGAAACCGAAGCCUCCGAGCAGAGACGAUUCUGGCUAUCAUACGCAGAGGUCGUUUGACGAGUCUAUGCCACAUUCUUCGCCUCCAAUUCCUCCCAAGAGCGGCCGGAAGUUUGGCUUUGGACUACGAUCUGUGUCGUCGACGAGUCGAUUGCCGCAGAUCUCCUCCGAUCGAGCAACGACGCCAUCUUCUCCUUCAUCUGCUACGUAUGCUCCCUCGUCCCCCUCGGUGUCGAUAAACAAACAAUCCCGCGUCUUUGGUAUCAAUCUCGGAGAGGCGAAUGUGGCGUCUGUGGAAAUGAAGCUGAAGAUGCUGAGAGAUAUGGGCUUUCCCAAUGACAGACGCAAUGCCUCUGUAUUGAAGGGCCACUUUGGCGACCUAGAGCGUGCUGUUGAGUCUCUGACUCGUCUGGGCGAAGGAGGCCAGGGUGUGUCUUCACAGCCAGGGGCCAGUGAAAGUCUGUCGAACCCGGACCUAGCGCCGCCGCCCAUUUCAAAGUCUGCUGCCAAUGAUCCUUGGAGUAUCAACACAACGGUCUCCGCUUCGGCUGGUGCGCAGGUGAAUUCUUCAGCUCCAGCUACCAAGUCUUAUAACCCCUUCGAUGCUCCUCAACCUACGCCGCAACAGGCGCCUGCUACGGGUCUUGAAAACUCCUUCCAGAACCUGCAGGUCUCGCAACCGCUUUUUCCCCAUACUACCGGUGGCUAUCCUAGCCGACAGAUGACGGACCCCACAGCUCUUCCCUCGCUACAGACUUCGCAAUCCUACACAAACUCUCCACAGUCGAUAAACCACAACCCGUUCUUCAUGUCAGCGCCUGCGUCGGCCCAAUCUACUGGAAAUCCGUACUUUAGUCAGUCCGCACAGUCUACGCCGAUCCAACCUACUCAAAGCUUGUCGCCUGGAAACCCGUUCUUUGGGUCAAUUUCCGCGCAGUCGACCGGUGCGCAGCAGAACCAAUCUCAGUCGUUGCAGGGGUAUCCUCCCCCUCGACACGCCAAUACCAUGCCUUUGUACUCUUCGGCGCAGAUGUUUGCACCGCAGCAGCAGCAGCAGCAACAACAACAACAACAACAACAACACCCACAAUACUUGCAAUCCUCUCAGACAUCGUACAACCCCUUCAAUAACCCCAACACGUCACCCUUCAACGUUCAACAGCAGCAACAGCAGCAGCAAUUUCAAACAUCAUACAAUCCAUAUCAAAACCAGCAGAUGGCGAUGCAGACAGCCAGAAUGGACAAGAACAGUAUCAUGUCUCUCUACAAUCUCGCGCCAUCGGGACCAGCGACGAUGUCGACGAUCCCCGAACAGUCCCAACCACAGCAACCACCGCCGCAACAGCAACAGCAACAGCAACAACAAGCAACCAAUAAUCCCUACCAAACCACCAGCCCUGCGCCCUCACUCUUGACCGCAUCAGGAUCAACACCUCAGACAAUGCAAUCGCAGUCUCCAUUCAACAUAUCCACCCCGCAACGCAGCGCCACAAUGCCCGAGUUCGUCUCCCCGAGACCUUCGGAUCCCAUAAACAACAACCCCUUUUUCAACACUGCUCAGCCGCAACAGCAGCAACAACAACAACAACAACAACAACAACAACAACAAAGCUUAAACCCAUUUCCAACAGCAGCCCCCAUGGCAGCACCGGCCCAAUCUGCCGGUUUAGGAAUUGGCCUAGGCCAGACAGCAGUGCCUCCCCCUCCGCCUACGAAAAUGAACUUUAUGCCAAUGUCCCAUAUGAGUAAAGGAAGUGUAGAUAUUAACGGGUUACAAAACGGCCGUCACAGUCCUGAUGCAUUUGCCAGUUUGAGUGCAAGAUAUGCGUGA